AUGGCAGACGCUUCCGCCGAUCCGCUUCCCCCCGUCCCGCCGUCCCCGCCAGUGGCGCCCGUCUGCGCGCCCCUCACGUCCCUCGACCAGCUUCUCCAUUGGCGCCCCAGCAGCCCCGCCACGUGCGGAAUCUACAACCGCGCCACCGCGCCCUUCCGCGCGCGGAGCGCGCCCGGCGCGGCGCGCGGCGAGCUUCCGCGGCGGCGGCGGCAGCGGGUGUUAGCGUGCCACGACAUGAUGGGGGGGUACGUGGAGGACGCGCGCGCGCAGGGGAGCGCGCGCAGCGAGGUGUACCGUGCGUGGGAGUGGGACUCGGUGGACGUGUGGGUUUACUUCAGCCACCACCUGGUGACGCUGCCGCCCGUGGCGUGGAGCAACUGCUGCCGCACGCACGGCGUGCAGGUGCGCACGGGGGUACUGGGCACGUUCAUCACGGAGUGGGAGGCAGGAGCUGAAGUGUGCCGGCAGCUGCUCGCCUCGCGCGCCACUGCUGCCCGCGCGGCCCACCAGCUCGCCCUCGUCGCGCACUACCAUGGCUUCCAUGGCUGGCUUGUGAACAUAGAGAACGCGGUGGAGAAGGAGAGGGUGCCCACGAUGCUGCACUUCCUGCGCACCCUCACCCACCACAUGCACGCCCUCUCCCCCCACGCCCUCGUCCUCUGGUAUGACAGUGUGACGGAGGAGGGCGAGCUGAGGUGGCAGGACGCGCUCACUCCGGCCAACCGCUGCUUCUUCCUCGCCUGUGAUGGCAUCUUCACUAACUACUCCUGGAAGGACCCCGCUAAGGUGCUGUCCUCCGUGGCCCUUGCGGGCAGCCGUGCGCCCGAUGUGUUCAUGGGGGUGGACUGCUUUCUCGCACCGGGCCGUGCCGCCAGGGGCUUUGAUGCAGGGCAGGCGGUGGGCGUGGCGCUGCAGGGAGGGGCGUCCGCGGCCGUGUUUGCACCUGCAUGGGUGUAUGAGACUCGCCAGGAGGCGAGCUUUGACGCGGCGCAGGAGAGGUGA
Closterium sp. Naga37s-1 is the source of this 1002-nucleotide messenger RNA. The record is from the annotation of a GenBank genome assembly. NCBI's taxonomy places the organism in Eukaryota, Viridiplantae, Streptophyta, Zygnematophyceae, Desmidiales, Closteriaceae.